CAAGAGCACACUGAGCAGCCUGACUCCACCUCUGAGGGCAAAGGAAGCCUCCGGAUUCUCCCUAGACAGAGCUGAGGUGACCGUCAGAGACAAUGAAAACUGCAGUUGUUUUCCUUCUCCUCCUACCAACAGUCUUCUGCCAUCCUGUGAAGAGGUCAGCGAGCAGCUCGGAAAGCUCAGAGGAGCAGGCGAAGCCCGCUCGUUCGCCACUGAAGCCAUUUCAGUCGCAGGUGAAAUUCGCGUUGCCGCAGCUGAAGGCGGCUGCAGGAUUCGCCCAGAAAGCUCCUACACAGAGCAUGACAGCAGAAUCUGAUGAGAGCUCUGACAGCUCGGAUGAAGCGCAGGACACAGAUGAGUCCAGCGAAAGCGACGAGUCCGAGGACGCAGAGACCACCACCACAGUGGCCCCCCCGCCCGAGGAGACCACACUUCCUCCCAUCAUUGACAAUGGUCGAGGGGACAGCUUGGGCUCCCCCAGGGACUACAAGUCCAACAUUUUUGUAGAGAGCAACAAGAUUGAAAAGGGCCCAUCCCCCUACAAGUACUAUGGAGGCAACAAAGUGCAGGACGGUAUAAAUCUGGUGAGCAAGAAGUCAUCUAUCUACGAUGGCAAGGAGGGGAAUGACAUCGAGAAAAGCCUGAAAGUGUACAAGGCUCUUCAGGUAAACGAGGAACCCCUGGACGAGGACACCAGCACCCCUGAGGUGGAGAGCCAGGGCCUGGAUGCCUCCAGCGGGGCGGCAGAAGGAGCGCAGGGCCCGGCACAGGCCCAGGGGGAGGAAAGCACCGAAGAGGCGGAGACUGCCAGUGCCACCAGCGAAAGUGAUAGCGCCAGCGCCGCCGAUGGCUCCGACAGCAGCCAGAGCAGCGAGGAGGCCACGGCCACGCCCGGAGCUGCCGAUGCUGACUCUUCCCAGAGCUCCGAGAGCCAAGAAAGUGAUUCGGCUGAGAUCGAGACCACCACCGAACCGCCCGUAGUAAUCACUGCCAAAUAAUCCACUCAUCCCCCACCCCUGUCUGCCCCAGACGCUGUCGACAGCAGAAAGUGCCACAUGCUCAACAAGAAGCCUGGGGGGUGGGCUCCUGCAUGUCAUCGCCACGGAAAGGCUUCACAUAUCGGGGGGCAGCAGCCCUGAUAGCCCUGUCGUACCCUUUGAUGUGCUGUUGGGUCAUGUUGGACCCUGUUGACUUAGUAGCAGUAAGGAGCAGCACAUUCCCACGCUGGUUCCCCUUUCCCCUUUGGAUCACUGCACAGUGAAUUAUGUUAUGUGGUUACUUUGUUGGAAAUAUUUUA
Messenger RNA from Scleropages formosus (Asian bonytongue), 1294 nucleotides. RefSeq names its product secreted phosphoprotein 1 (gene spp1). Bases 93 to 995 code for a protein of 300 amino acids. Gene Ontology annotation, biological process: cell adhesion; ossification. The record is from RefSeq and is a predicted model, not a curated record. The transcript is spliced from 7 exons. Lineage: Eukaryota; Metazoa; Chordata; Actinopteri; Osteoglossiformes; Osteoglossidae.